Phialemonium atrogriseum is the source of this 5199-nucleotide messenger RNA. Its product is annotated as tubulin alpha chain. The transcript has 14 exons. Bases 1 to 5199 code for a protein of 1732 amino acids. Lineage: Eukaryota; Fungi; Ascomycota; Sordariomycetes; Cephalothecales; Cephalothecaceae. Gene Ontology annotation, cellular component: microtubule; nucleus; cytoplasm. The record is from RefSeq and is a predicted model, not a curated record. Gene Ontology annotation, molecular function: structural constituent of cytoskeleton; calcium ion binding; GTP binding. Gene Ontology annotation, biological process: nuclear division; nuclear migration by microtubule mediated pushing forces; mitotic cell cycle.
AUGCGCGAGAUCAUCAGCAUCAACGUCGGCCAGGCUGGUUGCCAAAUUGCCAAUUCUUGCUGGGAGCCUGAUGGUUACCUCACCGAGGAACGCAAGGCCGCUGAACCAGACCAGGGCUUCAGCACUUUCUUCUCUGAGACUGGCCAGGGCAAAUAUGUCCCCCGCACGAUUUACGCCGAUCUCGAGCCCAACGUUGUCGAUGAGGUCCGCACCGGCCCGUACAGGAGCUUGUUCCACCCCGAGCACAUGAUCACUGGAAAGGAGGAUGCUUCCAACAACUACGCACGUGGGCACUACACCGUUGGCAAGGAGUUGAUCGACCAGGUCCUGGACAAGAUCCGACGUGUUGCCGACAACUGCAGUGGCCUCCAGGGCUUCUUGGUCUUCCACUCCUUCGGUGGUGGCACUGGUUCGGGUUUCGGUGCUCUGCUGAUGGAGCGACUCUCGGUCGAUUACGGAAAGAAGAGCAAACUUGAGUUCUGCGUCUAUCCUGCCCCGCAGACCGCUACGUCAGUUGUCGAGCCCUACAACUCCAUCCUCACCACCCACACCACCCUCGAGCACGCCGACUGCUCGUUCAUGGUCGACAACGAGGCCAUCUAUGACAUCUGCCGCCGGAACCUUGGUCUCGAGCGCCCCAACUACGAGAACCUCAACCGUCUGAUUGCUCAAGUUGUUUCGUCUAUCACCGCCUCCCUCCGUUUCGAUGGCUCCUUGAACGUCGAUCUCAAUGAGUUCCAAACCAACCUGGUCCCAUAUCCUCGCAUUCACUUCCCGCUUGUCGCUUAUGCCCCGGUUGUCUCGGCUGCCAAGGCUGCCCACGAGGCCAACUCGGUCUUGGAGAUGACCAUGUCCUGCUUCGAGCCCAACAACCAGAUGGUGAAGUGUGACCCCCGUCACGGAAAGUACAUGGCCACAUGUCUGCUGUACCGUGGUGAUGUCGUCCCCAAGGACGCCCACGGCGCCGUCGCUACCCUGAAGACCAAGCGCACCAUCCAGUUCGUCGACUGGUGCCCUACUGGCUUCAAGCUUGGUAUCUGCUACCAGCCGCCCCACCAGGUCCCCAAUGGUGACCUCGCAAAGGUCAACCGUGCUGUAUGCAUGCUUUCCAACACGACUGCCAUUGCCGAGGCUUGGGCUGCGCUUUCCACCAAGUUCGACCUUAUGUACUCGAAGCGUGCGUUCGUCCACUGGUACGUUGGUGAGGGUAUGGAGGAAGGCGAGUUCUCUGAGGCCCGCGAGGAUCUUGCUGCCCUUGAGCGCGAUUAUGAGGAGGUUGCCACCGAUUCUAUCGAGGGUGACGAUGGUCUGGAGCCUGAACAGGUGGGCGAAGCACGGGCCGCACCCACCUCACGUCUCUUGCAAUCAAUCUUGACCUCCUCGUGCCAUCCUCCCCAGCCGUCGCAGGGCUGUGACGAGAGGGUUCCGAACCUGCACCUCUCACCAGACGAGAAGCGUGUCUACGGCCAACUCUUCCGUCAGGCCGACACGGAUAAUGUGGGAGUCGUGACAGGCGAGGUGGCCGUAAAGUUCUUUGAGAAGACACGGCUAGACUCUCGGGUUUUGGGAGAGAUCUGGCAGAUCGCCGACAAGGAGAACCGAGGCUUCCUCACCCCCGCUGGCUUUGGCGUCGUGCUGCGACUCAUAGGCCAUGCGCAAGCUGGCCGCGAACCGUCUCCCGCGGUCGCCUUACAAGAAGGACCGCUUCCCCGAUUUGAUGGCCUUACUGUAGCCGGCGUCCCCAUCGCGCCACCACCGCCGGCGGGCCUCCAGUCCCAAACCACUGGCAGCGGUCCCAUUCGCAUCCCGCCAUUGACCCCCGAGAAAGUGGCCCAGUACUCGAGCCUAUUUGAGCGGCAGGGCCUCCAGAACGGCAACAUGCUUCCCGGGGACCAGGCGAAGCAGAUCUUCGAGAAGUCAGGGUUGCCCAACGAAAUCCUGGGUCGGAUCUGGAUGCUUGCCGACACGGAGCAACGGGGCGCUUUGGUCCUCACCGAAUUCGUCAUCGCCAUGCACCUCCUCACGUCCAUGAAGACCGGCACAUUGCGCGGCCUGCCCAACAUCCUCCCGGCUGCCUUGUACGAAGCUGCCACGCGUCGUGGAUCCGUUACCGGGCCCGUUCCGAGACAGCAAUCGCCCACGAGCGCAACGCCCCCGAUUCCGGCAAUACCCCGACAACUGAGUGGGCAGGCGGCCCUGGCACAGAUGCGGACGGGCAGCCCGCUGGGACGACCGCCACUGGCACAGCAGACUACAGGGGACUGGCUUAUCACGCCUCCCGACAAGGCCCGGUUUGAUCAGCUCUACGCAGAGCUGGAUAAGGCCAAUAAGGGAUUUAUCACAGGAGAGGAAGCCGUGCUAUUUUUCAGCCAGUCGAACCUGCCCGAAGACACCCUCGCCCAGAUUUGGGACCUUGCAGAUAUCAACUCUGAGGGUCGACUCAACAAGGACACGUUUGCCGUUGCAAUGUACCUGAUCCGGCAACAGAGGAGCAAGCGUGAUGGGCCCUCGAUUCUGCCCGCGGCUCUACCACCGAACCUGAUCCCUCCGAGCCUGCGGAACCAGGCCCGCCCACCAACGGUAGCGUCGCCCUUUGAUGCCCCACCGCCUCCUGUAGCCCAACCUAAGCCGUCUGCGCUCGAUGACCUGUUCGGUCUCGAUUCAUCACCUUCUCCAGCACCACCCCAAGUCGCUGUGGGUACGGGUGGAUCGAACACGAACGAUCCAUUUGGAAGCAGUUUCAGCCCCCCAACUCCGUCGUCGCCGAUAAGGCAGUCGGCAACCGGGACAAGCUUUAAGCCGUUUAUACCGUCUUCCUCCUUCGGUCGGGGCCUCGUUCCUCAAGCAACUGGUGGCUCAAACGGCUCGGCAUCACCCUUGCCGAAAUCUGGGCCGCAGCCAGCUAUCGUGGAAGAUGAUCUUCUGGGAGACAAUGACCCCGAAGUUAGCAAGAAUCUCUCCAACGAGACUACUGAGCUUGCCAACCUGUCGAACCAGGUCGGGUCCCUCUCGAAGCAAAUGCAAGAUGUUCAGGGCCAGCGCACUGCCACUCAAAACGAGCUGAACCGGGCGAGUGCACAGAAGAAGAAUUUUGAGACCCGGCUGGCGCAGCUCAGGGCUGCGUACGAGAAGGAGGCCAAGGAUGUCCGGGCUCUAGAGCAGCAGCUCACUGCGUCGAGGAACGAGACCAAGAAGAUCCAAACCGAACUUGCCAUGCUUGACGGCACCCUCCAGGAUCUGCAGAACCAGCACCGCCAGGUGUUCACAGCACUCCAGGCCGACCAACAAGAGAAUGCCAGCCUCAAGGAGCGUAUCCGGGCUGCCAACGGCGAGAUUGCCCAGCUAAAGCCGCAGAUCGAGAAGCUCAAGUCAGAGGCUCGACAGCAGAAGGGCCUCGUGGCGAUCAACAAGAAGCAGCUCGCCACGAACGAAGGCGAGCGUGACAAGCUCAAGCUCGAAGCUGAUGAGCUCACCAAGAGCAACGAAGAAUUGGCCCGACAGAUCAGCUCUGGCUCCCCACCUCCCGGCCAAGCCAACAGUCCAGCACUUUCUACGACAACGGCUAAUAACCCCUUCUUCCGCCGGACUGGCAGCACUGACAUUGCUGGGGCCUUUGCGUCCCCCCCUGUGAAGGGGUUCAACGACAAGUCGUUCGAUGACGUGUUUGGCCCGUCGUUCUCAGCGGGGGGGCCGACGACGGGUACGCCACCUCCGGUCACAUCCUUCAAGCCACAGACUACGGGGACUUCUACUGGUAGCGCCGGCUCUUUCUCGACACCUGGUGCAUCUGCUAGCCCCAACAUGAGCCGACAGCAGACCCUUAAUGCCGAACCUCCCCAAGCUCCGGACUCGAGGCAACUAAGUUCAAACUACCUGCCUUUUGCGGUGACCCCGGAACCAUCCCGCCAGGUUUCGCCGCCAGCCAGCCGGCUUGGCCAGGUAGAGACUGCCGCAGAUGAAGCACGGACGAAUCUUACCGCCCUUGGUUCGGGUUCGGGUUCGGGUUCCGGAUCUGAGGUGGCCAAGAAUGCUGCUUCGCCGACGACCGAAAAUGUGCCAACAAGCAAUGGUGCGAAUUCGCUUUUUGGCGCAGCUCCGGCUGAUGAGGCAAAGGCCAAGGAGGACUUUGAGUCGGCGUUUGCCAGCUUCAAGACUGCCCAGGCAAAGAGCCCGGUGGGUCCUAGCGUGGACGCCAACAAGACUUUCUCGUCGUUUAAUACCGAGUUCCCUCCCAUCUCGGAGCUGGAGCGGGAUGACGAGUCGGAGUCGGACAGCGACCGGGGUGGCUUCGAUGAUGAUUUUGCACCGGCAUCGCCGCCAAGCAAGGCGCCUGAGAAGAACGAGGCUACUUCGAAACAUUCGUCCCCCACGCUUCCCAAGGCCUUGCCUGUUGAAUCUGCACCAUCGUCACCCGAUACAAGCUCAACGCUGGGCACUGAGCGGCCAACAACAAGUGACGAACCCUUGCCGCCUGCUCCAGCACAAGACAACGCCGCCAACGCCACUGGAACUAACGUCGAUGAUAUCUUUGGCUCCUCUGCAGCUCUCCCGCCAUCAAAUGCAACUGCACCAUCGACUGAACCGGCCACCGCCAAGGUCGCAUUCGAAGACUCAGAUGACGAUUUCGAUGGUUUGGAGGAUGCCAAAGAGGGCUCAGCGGACGAUGAUUUUGCAAACAUCUCGCGUUCCGGCCUGGACGACUUCAACCCAGUGUUUGACAGCAGCCCGCCUCGCAGCCAGGCCGCGAAGAGCGACUCGGCCAACACGAACGCCGCGUUCGGGACCGAGAGCAGUUUCGACUUUGGGUCCCUAUCGACGACUUCAGCGGGAGGAGGCACAACCGUGGGAGUUCCGUCGGGGGCCGGCUCCGGGGCCACGCAGCCACAGAAGGCACCGAACCCGCCGGAUUCCCACGACUGGGACGCCAUCUUUGCGAGCCUCGACGACGCGCCGCCUGCCAGCUCACCCUCUCCCCCCGGUGCUGCCACCAACCUCAAUGGGAGUGCCAAGGAGUCGGCCAAGGAACCGGCGCGGCCUACCGCUCCCGGCAGGGCCCUCAGCGAAGAAGGGGAGCACGAUGACCCAAUCCUGAAGAACCUGACCAGCAUGGGCUACUCGAGAGGGGAUGCGUUGUUGGCCCUGGAGAAAUGCAAUUACAACCUGGAAAGGGCGGCGGAUUACCUGGCUAGCCAGUCAUGA